Molecule: messenger RNA, 3313 nt
Organism: Ectocarpus siliculosus
Lineage: Eukaryota; Phaeophyceae; Ectocarpales; Ectocarpaceae
Source: the annotation of a GenBank genome assembly
AUGGCCAAGCUCGAGGAGUACGCCCGAUUCCCACCGUGCGCUUCCGAUGAUGAUGAUGAUGAUGAUGAUGAUGAUGUCCCGACCGUCGGUGAUUGCGCCGCCUUUUAUUGUCUUCUCGAGGGCGGUGUCGGCGUCGGCGCCAAAGGCUGCCGAGGUUCAAAAGAGAACGGGGUCUCCGGGAGACGCGGCGAAGGAAAGCUGGCAUCACUACAAUCUAUCGGCGGGUGUGGUUGCGGCUGCCCGAAGUGCCUGGUGGAAAGCGGGGGUUUAGAUGGCGACGGUAGCGAGGGGAUGUCGGGCGCAGGGGCGGCGGAGCGGCUGCUCAAGGCUGCCCAGCAGGCGGUGGAUGAAGACCGCUUCGACGAUGCGUUCGAAGCGUUAUCAAGGGCAGCCAGGGCUGCGCCGGACAACUCGGACAUCCUCUACCGAGCCGGUGUUUGCGCCAUCAACCAGGGGCGGUGGAGCAGGGCUCUCCGGCUGUGGAGGGACGGUCUGGCCCUAUCCCCUGACCAUCCGGAGCUGAAGCGAGAGGCGGAAAAGUACCAGGCACUCGCUUUCUGGCUUGAUCCCGGCAAAGGGGAUGCCAACCCCGACGCAAGAAGCAGUAGCGGUGCCCUCGUAGGCGCGGCGACAGACAGCAGCACCGCCGCCGCCGCCGCGUCGUCCCCUCCGUUUUCAUCGCCACCGCCUCCGCUGACGACAGGCGGCCAGGACGACGGCUUCACGGCCACGGCACUGCUACCCGCCGGAGAAGCUUUCGACAACCUCGACGUGGACUUCAUGACCGGCCACGGGGAGUGGGUGUGCAGCACGCGGCUUCCCCUCCUCUCGGCAUCCGAGUGCUCCGCUAUCGUCAACGAGGCCGAGGAGAAAGCCUCCGCCGCCGUCGCCGCGGCAGCCGGCGGCGGCGGCGGCGGCUGCGGCGGCAGCGGCGGCUGGGGGACGUCUAGGCACUACGCCGUCCCGACGACGGACGUGGCGGUGCGCGAGCUCCCGCGGACCCUUGCGUGGUUCAACCGGGCGAUGCGGACGCGGAUAGGCCCGACCGUUGCGGUCGCCGCGGCGUUGGGCGGAGGCGUUUUCGAGAGGCCGGGCCGACGGUCCGGUUCGUUGAAGCGCAGUCCGCCCGUGGCGGAGCCACACGCGCAAGACGAGGAUUUCCCCGCUCGCGCGGUUUGCUCCGCUGCUGAUAGCGACGAGGCGGCAGAGUCGGCGGAGGCUCUGCGGGCAAGCGCGUCGGUAGAACCGGAGAACGGGCAAGAGCGGCGGCAGGUGGAGAGCGACGACGACCAGGAGGGACAGGGGCGAGAGGCAGAAGAGCCUCGCGGGAGACCAGGAGCACCAACGCCUCCUCCUCCAGCGCUGAUGUUGCGGAGGCUCAGGGUCCACGACGCGUUCGUGGUGCGGUACGACGCCGCCGCCCAGCGCUCCCUGCCCCUGCACACGGACCAGGGGGAGCUGUCCCUGACCAUCUCCCUCAACGGUACCGGCGAGUACGAGGGCGGGGGCACGUGGUUCGAGGGUCUCGGCAGUGCCGUCCGGCCCGAGGAGGCCGGUCACGUGGUCGUGUUUCCGGGGGGGAGGACCGUGCACGGGGGGAGGGAGGUGACGAGGGGGGUCAGGUAUAUCCUAGCCGUGUUCUUGUACGAGCAUUGGGAGGAGGAGGAGGAGGAGGAGGAGGAGGAGGAGGAGGAGGAGUGAGGGCGGCGUGGCGAAGGGGCGUGGUCGGGGCUCGAUUGGCUGGGUCCAUGCCGCAGUAGAAGAUAUUCACUCUUGCCUCCCAGAAAUAUAUAUAUAUAUAUACAGCUGCUCGCGAAGCGGCAGAAAGGAACGGUGAUCGAGCCACGGCACGAGAGACGGUUAACUUGACUGACACGGCCGCCGGAGACAGGACAGCAUCUAUCCUGUUUAGCUCCAUUUGUUGUGAGUUUGAUCCACGAAACCAAAAUGAGCUCUGCAUAGCUACACGCGCGUCGACUCACGCACUGGCGUUCCCGCAGCGGGGACCGGUGGUGGCCGUUUUCGGUGGAAACCUCCACAAGGAUUACCGCGGGGAAGGAGUUCUUUUCACGGUGCAGAACAAUAUUGCAAAUCGAACGGGUGAGUUUCAAGCGCCAACCGCUAAGACUUUAAGCAGCUGACGUUGACGAUGAACCGAGUAUCGCGUUCCAGGUGUUCGACAAAGGGCCCUUCAAACCAGUGCCAUGGCAAUGCCCGGAACCGACAGCCGCAAGUACAACACCACUGCUGCGAGAUAUCAACGCCGCCGCGUGCAUACGUUCGGGGACAACACUCCGCCAUCGUGUUCAAGUGUUCACAUGUUUUGUGUCGCAUGGGGCAUGGUGUGCGAUACCCAGCAUCGCAUUGUUUGUUGUUUGGUUUCCGUCCUCGUGGUGCCCUGGGUAUUGUCCUCAGUGUGAGCUAUAUGGUUCGUCGGGAGGGACGCGAUAGUGACAUGCUUAAGACUACGUUCCGCCUUGAUAACUUCUUUUUCUCACUAUAAUAGCGAAAUUGAGCUGCAUUGUGCUUGAGAGUGCACGACAGCGCUACUGUUUGCCGACGCUGGCGCUGCUGAUGAAAGCAAGCGCCGCUCCAUAUUUUUUUUCGUUUCACUCAUAUUGGUGUCCCCCUACAAACCCAGCCAUGGUCAAGCGGCCGUAAUGUACCUGUGGCAAGCAUGGCUAGGUGGCUUAAAUCCCUUUGAGAGUUGCCAAAUACACCGGUUGCUUUUGGCACCGAAAAACUAAUAUAAGCUCUAUCUAGCACCUGCACAGCACCACACACCUAGCUGCACACCAACUUGCACAUCCCCGCGCAACGAACGUUUCGAAUUUUCCGUCCAAAGAAAAGGCUUACUACCCGAAGAAGGUAAAACAAAAACUUUGUAAGACCGAGAGACAACGUUACCCGGAAAGGCUCAUUGAUGUGUAUGACGGACCACCAGCAGUCAAGUAGAGAAAUCUCCCCAGCCGUGCCACAAACCAAACGGAAACACGCUCCUGCGGUGUUGAGGAAAAACCCCAACUCCAUGAGCAGCCGCAAGACACAAAAAAUGAAAUCGAGAAACUAGCGCCGCGUCGAGACGCCUUGUCACGCAUCAUGCCGCCCAAAGAGGGAAGCACCUCUUUUCAUUCCUUACCUUCUUGAGACAGUCUAUCCCCAUACCUAACCACAUCUUCCAACAGCAUUGUGUACCGAGUCCCAUCCGGGCGACUGCACACGGGGGUGCUGGCCAAACUCCGUGGUCUGACCCGCUCAAAAGCCGCGUCAAGUAGAUACCGUGCACGAAAUAUGUACAAGUAUCAUCUUGUAG